ACACCACGACACAACGAUUUCGCUAACGUCGAGGAGCUCCAAAGGAGGAUCGACGAAUAUUGGAUCGUGCAAGAAUCGAUGAAAGGCUUGCCGGAGCACACCCUUGCCGUGUUCCCUGCCGUGCUGAAAUCUGAUCUCAAGGAAGGAGAGACUCAGGGAAAGGGGAUGAAGCUGGCGCGGGAUGGAGAUACGCUCACCCUCAAUCCUGCUCUGUGACGCAUUGUCAGUGUCUGCAUUUGGCCCCAUGCAAGUGUUGACUGCCGCCUCGCCACCACUUCGCGAAGAGCUGUUUUUCGACCGAAAAUUGUGGUCCCUGCUUGAUCGCCGUUGGUAGGGGCAAGUUCCCCACUCCGGGCUCGCGCCGUCUAUCCGCAGCAACUAGCGAAAGGUGUUCGUGCAGCUCGAGAUUUG
Molecule: messenger RNA, 411 nt
Organism: Mycena citricolor
Lineage: Eukaryota; Fungi; Basidiomycota; Agaricomycetes; Agaricales; Mycenaceae
Source: the annotation of a GenBank genome assembly